Molecule: messenger RNA, 231 nt
Organism: Rotaria sp. Silwood1
Lineage: Eukaryota; Metazoa; Rotifera; Eurotatoria; Philodinida; Philodinidae
Source: the annotation of a GenBank genome assembly
CUUAUUCCAUAUGAUUCUAAAAUACCAGAAGAUGUUUGGUAUGCACAGAAUUUACGUCGAGUAAAUGGAUCAGUUGCUCCAGUAAAUAUAGCUAAAACAUUUUCAGUUGAAUCAGUAUAUUAUGAAAGACCAUUAGGUGUACAUCGAUUUCCUUUAAAAUGUUCAAUUCGAGAAAAAUUAUUUGAAACAUGUCCUGAAUCAAUGAUGAUAAUGCCAGAAAAAUGUACAUAA